Molecule: messenger RNA, 570 nt
Organism: Cynara cardunculus var. scolymus (artichoke)
Lineage: Eukaryota; Viridiplantae; Streptophyta; Magnoliopsida; Asterales; Asteraceae
Exons: 3
Coding region: 71-364 (97 amino acids)
Source: RefSeq, a predicted model, not a curated record
CUACCUGCUUACAUGUUAAAACUAGGGUUUGAAACGCUUCCAUUCUUUCGAUCUCUCUUUCUGUAAUUUCAUGGCGAAGAACAGGAACAAGAGUAAGAAGAAAGCUUCUACGUCCAUGAACAUCGACGAGGCCGCCAUUGUUGCACCUCAAGUUACAGCGAUGGACACGUCGGAGGUUGUAGCUUCUAGUCGAUCUCAAAUUAGCAGAAAACCGAAGGGAGUACAAAUGAAGCGUACAAAAAACGUUAGAAGGCUAAAAGCCAUUGCAAAAGCCGUGUCUCAAAACGAAAAGUCUGCAGCAAAGGUCGUGAAGAACGAAAGCAAGACGCUAAGAACUCAGUCGGCAAAAAAACUCUACGACUGAGAUAUAAAGCCGUUUGAGAUCAUAGUCGGAUUUUUUUUGUUUACAGAUCGAACUUAGACUAGAGUGCAUCGUUUUAUUGUAUGUUUUGGUGGAUAAACCGCUUCACUUCAAUUUCGACAACGAUUGAUUUAUUUUGUGCGAUGAUACAAUUUUGCUGCAAUUCUUCUCUUUAGUUUAAGGAAAAGAUCGAUUUAUUCUGCGUUUUA